GGGUCUUAAUAAAGAGUUUAUAUAAGUACAUAACAAAAUUAAAAGAUUUUUAGACAAUAAUGAAGGUAAGAAAAGAGGGGGAACUUUUGGCAACCCCCUCUUCCUCUCUCCUCUCUCUCUCUCUCCUGACCAAAAGUCUCUUUGACCAUUGCCCACCACCUCCAUCUCCUUCUUCCCUUCUUCCUCCUAUCUGCUUUAAUCUUUCCUCUUGUAAUAAAUAAUACUCCAUGUCUCAUCAUUUCAGAUUAUAUUCCCUCCAAUAUAUAUUCCUCCCCUUUUGUUCAAUUUAUCCACCAUGUCCAUGUGUGUGUACGGCUGAUCAUCGCUGCUGAUUUUCCGUCUUCGAAUAUUCAGAAUCCCUUGAUUUUUUAUAGAGAGAGAGGGAGGGAGGGGGAGAGAGAGAGAGAAAGUUGGAAUCAUUGGGGUUUUUGUUUUGCUUUUGAGAAAUGGGUAGCUGUUUUUCAACCACAAAAGUUAGUGGUUCCAAUAGCAACACCCCUUCAACCACCACCACCACCACCACCGCCACUGCGGUCAACAACCGCCGCUCCUCCUCCGCCGCCGCAGCCAAGCCAGCCUCCGCAACCGCAAACGCUCCGGCAGCUGGGCCGAGGAAGCAGGAGAGCUCUCACAAUAAUCAUCAUCAGAAAGCAAGAGAGAAUCACAAGAGUCAGCAGCAAAAGCCAUCUCAGAAUCUCAAGAAUUCUUCCAAGAGGCCAAGUGGGGCGAUUCCAUGUGGUAAAAGAACAGAUUUUGGAUAUGAUAAGGAUUUUGAGAAGCGGUAUACGAUCGGGAAAUUGUUGGGACACGGCCAAUUUGGUUAUACAUAUGUUGCGAUUGAUAAGUCCAAUGGAGAUCGUGUUGCUGUCAAGAAAAUAGAUAAGAGCAAGAUGGUUCUUCCGAUUGCUGUCGAAGAUGUCAAGCGGGAGGUCAAGAUAUUGAGGGCUUUAACUGGCCAUGAGAACGUGGUUCACUUCUAUAAUGCUUUUGAAGAUGAUUCUUAUGUAUACAUAGUGAUGGAGUUAUGUGAGGGCGGAGAACUGCUAGACCGUAUCUUAUCGAAAAAGGAUAGCCGUUACACAGAGAAAGAUGCAGCAAUUGUUGUAAGGCAGAUGCUUAAAGUUGCAGCUGAGUGCCAUUUACAUGGUUUUGUACACCGUGAUAUGAAGCCGGAGAAUUUUUUAUUUAAGUCUCCAAAAGAGGACUCACAUCUGAAGGCCACAGAUUUUGGUCUCUCGGACUUCAUUAGACCAGGAAAGAAAUUCCAAGACAUUGUUGGCAGUGCAUAUUAUGUUGCUCCAGAGGUAUUGAAACGUAAAUCCGGUCCCGAAUCAGAUGUAUGGAGCAUUGGUGUGAUUACUUACAUCUUGCUCUGUGGACGGCGGCCUUUCUGGGACAAAACUGAGGAUGGCAUAUUUAAGGAGGUUUUGAGGAACAAGCCUGACUUUCGGCGUAAACCAUGGCCCGGGAUUAGCAAUGCUGCAAAAGAUUUUGUGAAGAAGUUGCUAGUAAAAAAUCCUCAAGCACGACUUACUGCAGCCCAGGCUUUGUCACAUCCAUGGGUUCGAGAAGGAGGCGAAGCUUCAGAGAUUCCUUUAGACAUCUCUGUUCUAUCUAACAUGCGGCAAUUUGUAAAAUACAGUCGAUUUAAGCAGUUUGCUCUUCGGGCAUUGGCUAGCACACUGGACGAAGAGGAGAUAUCUGAUCUUCGAGAUCAGUUUGAUGCGAUUGAUGUGGAUAAAAAUGGUGUCAUCAGUCUCGAGGAAAUGAGACAGGCCAUGGAGAAGGAUCUUCCUUGGAGAAUGAAGGACUCGCGAGUUCUUGAAAUCCUUCAAGCGAUUGAUAGCAACACCGAUGGACUUGUAGAUUUCUCAGAGUUCGUUGCAGCCACCCUACAUGUCCACCAGCUGGAGGAGCACGACACGGAGAAAUGGCAUCACAGGUCGCAGGCGGCUUUCGAAAAAUUCGACGUUGAUAGAGAUGGAUACAUAACUCCAGAAGAACUCAAAAUGCACACGUGUCUAAGGGGUUCCCUCGACCCGCUGCUAGAAGAAGCAGACAUCGACAAGGACGGGAAGAUCAGCUUGUCUGAGUUCCGCAGACUUCUAAGAACUGCUAGCCUGAGCUCUCGGGGGGUGGCAAGCCCGUCUGCGGCCCGAGCUGCUGCGCUCAAGAUGUAGUGGGUCGGCCCGAUGGAGUGCCCAGUGAGUAGUGAUUAAAAAGAGAGGUAUGUAAUGGCUUCUCCAUUCUGCAGCAUGUUUCAUUGGAAGACUGCUCGUUUUUUGUUGUCUUCGUCAUCGUGGUCUUCCCUUGCCGAGUUGUGGUAGUAAGAGCAGCCCUCCACAUUAUUUUGGCAACAAUGUGGAGGGUUGAUGUGUCUGUAAAUGAUGUGGUGCUGCCGCUGCUGCUGUUGUUGUCUGCUUUUUUGUAAGAUGUAUGUAUGUAUGAUGGUCGUCAAUGAAAAUCUGUUGUCGUCUGCUUUGGUUUUUUCCCUUUUCUGGGAAAACAAGGAUCCCUGAUUCUAGCUUGGGAUAAUAAUGUCUAUAAUCUGUAGAGCUAUAAAUAGUUGAUAUGAUAUGAUAGCACGAGACCAACAUAUUUGAAAAA
Salvia miltiorrhiza (redroot sage) is the source of this 2607-nucleotide messenger RNA. RefSeq names its product calcium-dependent protein kinase 18-like. Bases 447 to 2180 code for a protein of 577 amino acids. Gene Ontology annotation, biological process: peptidyl-serine phosphorylation; protein autophosphorylation; intracellular signal transduction. Gene Ontology annotation, molecular function: calcium/calmodulin-dependent protein kinase activity; ATP binding; calcium ion binding. The record is from RefSeq and is a predicted model, not a curated record. Gene Ontology annotation, cellular component: nucleus; cytoplasm. The transcript is spliced from 12 exons. Lineage: Eukaryota; Viridiplantae; Streptophyta; Magnoliopsida; Lamiales; Lamiaceae.